AGCUACACCAGCUCCAUCAUGACACGUAUGGCCUCCGCUCGUAUUCUGAUCCUAUCACCAAUCGUCUGCCAAUCAAACGUGUUCUGAGUCACCAAAGGGCCUAUCUUGGCAUUGUGGACCUUUGGUGCUUGUCCGCAGGAAAACGACACCUACCAAGACCCUGAUCAACCAUCCUCUGGGCCAGGGUACUAGGAGACUCCUACUUUAUUCGUCCCAGGCUAAUGACACUGAACCAUUUCAAAAGAGAUUUACCCAAGCUGUUUCAAUAUAAUGGAUCCAUUAACGUCAACAGAGCGACCCAGUCGGGCUGCUUCACGACCCAACACGACAAAACGUAAUCGCAUUCCGCUGUCCUGUACUUCAUGCCGUAUACGCAAGCUGCGGUGCGAUCGCCAACACCCUUGUCAUAAUUGUACAGCACGGGGAGUCGACAAGCUGUGCAUGUAUGCCAACGGGGCGGGAAAUGCGAAACGGGGAAGGACUACGAAUGGUGCCACAUCCGAGAUCAGAUCUAAAAGCCCUAUUACGGGCUGGCUUCGGGACGAGGAUCUUUUCUAUCGAAGCGGUACCCAUUGGGAUAGUGUGUUGGCUGAACUGGCGUCAUUGAGAUUGGCAGAACCUAGAAAGCUGCAAAGCAACGGUGCAACUUUCCAUGAUACCAGACUCACUGCAGCCAAGGGCUGUCCUUCCGGGUCUCCCGAUGAGCUUUUGACAGUGAUGCCAUCCCGUUCAGCGGCAGAUAAACUUGUCGAGACAUUCUUCGACCCUUGUUGCUUCCUUGGACCGAUAACAUGCGCAAUACAUUAUCCAACGUUCAUGAAGGAGUACGAGCAACACUGGAGGAACCCAUCAUCUAGUCCAUUAUCACGACUGGCCCUUCUCUACGCCAUCUUCAGUGUGUCAAUAAGUUUCCUGCAAAACGAAACCGACAACUACAUGGGCUUGUCCGAAACACUCGCGACACUCUACCACACAAAGUCAGGACAGUGUCUAGCGCGUAUUAGUACUAACAAAAUCUGUGUGCAAACCCUCCAAGCCAUGCUCACUCGCUCUGUGUUUGAGUUCUCCCUGCGGGAGGAAUGGGGCGCGGGUAUAAUAGGAACGAUGGGGUCUAUUGUGCGUCUAGCGAUGAGGCAGGGCUUGCACCGCGAUCCAUCUCAUUUCACAAAUAUCACUCCUUUCCAAGGUGAGAUGCGCCGCAGAAUAUGGACAACACUCGCACAAUAUGACAUCCUCUCGUCUUUCCAUCUCGGAAUGCCGGCCGCCAUCCAUACAGCUGACUUCGAUACCAAGCCACCGCGAAACCUCCUCGAUACGGAUCUCGAAGAAAGCAUGAUCGAGGUUCCACCGGAGCGACCCUUUACGAAGGAUGUUCCAAUUGGGUACAUGCUUACCAAGGACAGUAUACUGCGGGUGAUGAGGCGUGUAGUCGAAUUGCUGAACUCAACCGAGCCGGAGGUGUACGAGAAGGUGCUACGGCUUGACAAAGACCUGCUCGAUGUGUAUACAGGGAUACCCGAAUACUUACGCCUCGGCAGCUGGGACGAUGCGCGGAAAGAGUCUCCAUUUUUAAUUAUACAGAAGAUUCAUAUAGAGACCCUGUACCAUCAAGCGGUAUCUGUGUUGCAUCGAACAUAUCUCCGUGGGGCGAGGACGGACCCCACUCUUCGUCUCUCACAGCAGCGAUGCGUUGAUUCCUCGUUAAUAUUACUUAAAUACCAGGCUUCUAUCUAUCGGGAGGCUCAGCCGGGAGGUUGUCUAAGCACAACACAGGGAUAUAGCAUCACGCCUGAUAGCGAGAACUUUAGCCUCGCGGCCAUGGUGCUUUGUUUACAUCUUCACUACGUUACGGGCAAAGCACACGAUGAAGGCUCUGGAGAUUGUGAUCGGGUCAGGUAUAUAUUUCAAGCCCUCGAGGGAUCGCGCGACAUAUGGAAAGACCUAGUGGGUGGUCGUGAGGAGACGCGAAAGGUGGCUCUUGUACUCGACACUAUGCUGGAUCUCCUGCGGCCGAAGAUUUCUCUCGCACAUGCCGACUUAUCGUCCUCUGCAUUAGAUCAAGCGCCUUCAAAUGGCUAUACCUUAAGUGCCGGAGAUGCUCAUUUCGCAGAGCACGGUGUUACCCUCAAUGAUGAUCCAUCUACUUAUAUUCUACAAUCACACCGAGCCCAGGAUACCGAUAAUGCUACUGCGGCACAACCCAACAUAGAUAUGACUGGCUUUGACUGGGAAGCUUGGGACUCCUUUGUCCAAGGCGACGAUUUUGAAACCGCGUAUUCAAGUCUUCUACUCAGCCUGGAACCAGCAUCGCAAGAUGAGAGCCUUGUGAAUUAUCUCUCCUGAUAAGCGCCUAUGUCGUUCACAAAUCCGUAUACACGUUCUGAGCGAUGGGGCCAAUAGCCUGGGCCCAAGCAUCAACGGCUGCACGCGGCAUCCCAUCCGCAACGUAUUUCUGAACUUUUCCAUCUUUAUCCACGACCUUCAGCCCUCGAACUACACUUUCGACAUAUUCCUUCACCGGCAUUCCCUGCGGCAUCUUACCACCAAAGCGUUCCGCCAACUCAUCCACGUGCGCCGUGUCCAGUUCAGUCUCCACAUACGGUGGAAGUAUCUCCACAAUACUAAUCG
Aspergillus alliaceus is the source of this 2628-nucleotide messenger RNA. Its product is annotated as putative C6 transcription factor. The transcript has 6 exons. Gene Ontology annotation, biological process: regulation of DNA-templated transcription; DNA-templated transcription. Bases 271 to 2343 code for a protein of 690 amino acids. NCBI's taxonomy places the organism in Eukaryota, Fungi, Ascomycota, Eurotiomycetes, Eurotiales, Aspergillaceae. Gene Ontology annotation, cellular component: nucleus. Gene Ontology annotation, molecular function: DNA binding; DNA-binding transcription factor activity, RNA polymerase II-specific; zinc ion binding. The record is from RefSeq and is a predicted model, not a curated record.